Molecule: messenger RNA, 885 nt
Organism: Symbiodinium natans
Lineage: Eukaryota; Dinophyceae; Suessiales; Symbiodiniaceae
Source: the annotation of a GenBank genome assembly
AUGUGCGUUUCCUUGGAGGCCACAAUGACCGUUGUGGUUGGCAGCUCUGCGAGUCGUAUGGAAGAUGCUAUGCCGACAUUGAGUGGCCCAAGUCCCAAGGACCCUGGUGUCGCGGGCCCCACUUGGUGCAUGAAAGUGCGCGAAGAAGGCGGUGAGUCGGCGAGCAGCCGCAACAGCAACACGCACACUUCGACCAAAACAGUCAGCACAUGCUAUGAGCCUUCAAGCCGCCGGGCAAGAAAGGGCAGCGGCACAGCGGUGUCGACACAUGAUGAGUGCAGCUCUGCAUCGGAAGGUGAGCAAGGCGAUGGAGCCUCUGGGUCCGUGGGCAGCAUGGUGCAUCCCAAGCACUACAGGCCUAGUGCAUGCCACACCUUGUCACAUUGGUGCAGCCUUGCCGGAGGCAGCAUGGGGCUGGCGACGACCGAGGCUUCCAGUCUGGAAGCAUUGACGCAGCGUUUGAACGCUCUUGAGAGCUCGCUACCAGCAGACCUGGAGCAGGAAGAGGCGAAUGAUUUAAGAAUGUUUGUGACGCCCUCGACUCCUGUGCUGUUUUGGUACAAGAACUUCUACACGCCCUGCCGCCUGGAGGUUGCUGUGGGUCAGAAAGUGGAGUUGCGUCCACUGGUAUCUCAUGCGCCCGGCUAUGGUUUUGUGGUUUUCCCGACGCUUCCGCUUGGACUAGAGCUGGAUGAGCGGUCAGCCUUGGUUCAUGGCACUCCACUGGAGCCCACGCCAGGGCAAGUGACGUACCACGUUGUCGCCUAUAAUCCGGCGCAAUUGCCGACGACAUUGGAUGAUGCAUUCUUCAAGCUCACCGUCGUCGACGUGUGGUCAGCUAGUGACGAAGAGGGCUCGGAGACGGGAGAUGCUUCGUGUGAUUGA